CCUCAAAAAGUGCUUCAUAUGAGUCAACUUCGUGCUACUAUGAACCGACAUAACCGUUUGAAAGAAAUUGAAUUAUCAAUAAAGCAGUACAAGCAAAAUAAUGUUGCCUUACCAAUACUCAAAGAAAAUGAAAGCGAUGAUGUGUUUAUAGUAGAUAAUGAUUCGGAUGAUGAAGCAGAAGAAGUUAAUGAAGAAAAUGAAGUUAUUAGUAUUGAUAAUUGGAAAUCAACACACACAAGUGAGCAAAGGGGAACGCUGCAGGUUCCUUAG
This is a messenger RNA of Racocetra persica, 270 nucleotides long. The record is from the annotation of a GenBank genome assembly. NCBI's taxonomy places the organism in Eukaryota, Fungi, Glomeromycota, Glomeromycetes, Diversisporales, Gigasporaceae.